This is a messenger RNA of Glossina fuscipes, 944 nucleotides long. It is a transcript of the gene Clc, whose product is annotated as clathrin light chain. The transcript has 2 exons. Gene Ontology annotation, biological process: clathrin-dependent endocytosis; intracellular protein transport; clathrin coat assembly. Gene Ontology annotation, cellular component: plasma membrane; synaptic vesicle membrane; postsynaptic endocytic zone cytoplasmic component. Lineage: Eukaryota; Metazoa; Arthropoda; Insecta; Diptera; Glossinidae. Gene Ontology annotation, molecular function: clathrin heavy chain binding; structural molecule activity. The record is from RefSeq and is a predicted model, not a curated record. Bases 225 to 896 code for a protein of 223 amino acids.
AUACCGUACAUACCAUAAAGUGCCUAGUUCUGGCCACACGGAAUUUUAUAUUCUGUAAAAGAAAAAGUUUGAGGUAUUUGCUCAUCACAAAUUAAUGAGCGAUUGUUAGAAAAACCAAUAAAGUAGUAAAUUUCUAAGGCUUUAUGAUAAAAGUUUAAUGGAAUAAAUUAUUGCCGAUAUUUAGUUGUAAAUAUUCAUUUAAAAAGUGUAACUAGAAAAAAAGUAUGGAUUUCGGUGAUGAUUUCGUAGCUACUUCCACCAAUGGCGAAGAGUUAGAUCCGGCUGCUGAAUUUUUGGCUCGUGAACAGUCUAUGUUGGGCGAUUUAGAAGCUGAAAUAAACGCUGUUUCUACUGUGGCUAGUAAUGCGACAGUAACCACUACGGUUGGAGACGAUGCUCUCUUAGGAGGUGACAUUAAUGAAAUUGCCGCAGCUAGUAGUGGUGGCUUUGAAUCCUCAACGGGUAGCUUUGAAAUGAUUGGAGGUGAAAAUAUUGAUAGCAAUGCUAUAUCUGCACCACCGCCUUCACGUGUGGAACCGGAAAAAAUACGUAAAUGGCGUGAAGAGCAGAAAAAACGAUUGGAGGAAAAAGAUCGUGAAGAAGAACGUAAAAAGGAGGAAUUACGUCUACAAGCAAAGAAAGAACUCGAAGAUUGGCUACGCCAAACUGAAGAAUCUAUAGCUAAAACUAAGUCCGCUGCACGUAAUGCCGAGAAACAAGCAGCUGCUUUAGAAAAUGGUAGCGCCAUGGAACCAGGGACAGAAUGGGAACGCAUCGCCAAGUUGUGCGAUUUUAACCCCAAAGUUAACAAGUCGGGAAAAGACGUAUCACGUAUGCGUUCCAUUUACUUGCAUCUCAAACAAAAUCCCAUUCCAAUCGGUACACAGAAAGCUUAAAAGUAUUCUUUAUGAAUUAUGUCAGAUUCAAAUUCUAUUAUUCGAAAA